This is a messenger RNA of Ochotona princeps (American pika), 1401 nucleotides long. RefSeq names its product G protein-coupled receptor 20 (gene GPR20). Gene Ontology annotation, molecular function: G protein-coupled receptor activity. NCBI's taxonomy places the organism in Eukaryota, Metazoa, Chordata, Mammalia, Lagomorpha, Ochotonidae. The transcript is spliced from 2 exons. The record is from RefSeq and is a predicted model, not a curated record. Bases 75 to 1148 code for a protein of 357 amino acids. Gene Ontology annotation, cellular component: membrane. Gene Ontology annotation, biological process: phospholipase C-activating G protein-coupled receptor signaling pathway; positive regulation of Rho protein signal transduction.
GCGCUCCGGAGCCGGGCGCACUCCGCUCCGGCCGGCGAAGCCGCGGCCCCAGGGCUCUCCAGCCGAGGGCCAUCAUGCCCCCUGCGUCUCCCACGGGGCCCUCGGCAGCGGCCCCCAAUGCCACAACAGCAACGUGGGCCAACGGCAGCGCGCCCGAGGUGCCCCUGUUCCACCUGUUCGCCCUGUUGGACGAGGAGCUGCACGCAGACUUCCCCGGGCUGUGGCUGGCGCUGAUGGUGGUGCACGGAGCCAUCUUCUUGGCGGGGCUGGUGCUCAACGGGCUGGCUCUGUACGUCUUCAGCUGUCGCACCAGGGCGCGGACGCCGUCCGUCACCUACACCAUCAACCUGGUGGUGACCGACCUGCUGGUGGGCCUGUCGCUGCCCACGCGCUACGCCAUCUUCUACGGCGCCCCAGGCUGCCUGCGCUGCAGCUUCCCGCACGUGCUGAGCUACUUCCUCAACAUGCACUGCUCCAUCCUCUUCCUCACAUGCAUCUGCGUGGACCGCUACCUGGCCAUCGUGCAGCCCGAGGGCGCUCGCCGCUGGCGCCAGCCGGCCUGCGCCAGGGCCGUGUGCGCCGGCGUGUGGCUGGCGGCGGGCGCCGUGACGCUGACCGUGCUGGGCGUGGCGGCGGGCGGCCGGCCUUGCUGCCGCAUCUUCGCGCUCACCGUGCUGGAGUUCCUGCUGCCGCUGGGGAUCCUCAGCGUGUUUACCGGCCGCAUCGUGUGCGCGCUCUCGCGGCCCGGCCUGCCGCGCCAGGGCCGCCAGCGCCGCGUGCGGGCCAUGCAGCUGCUGCUCACCGUGUUGGUCAUCUUCCUGGUCUGCUUCACGCCCUUCCACGCCCGCCAGGUCACCGUGGCACUAUGGCCCGGCGUGCCACACAGCGCCAGCCUCGUGGUCUACCACGUGGCCGUGACACUCAGCAGUCUCAACAGCUGCCUGGACCCCAUCGUCUACUGCUUCGUCACCAGCGGCUUCCAGGCCGCCGUGCGCGGCCUCUUCCGUCAGCCCGGCGCCGAGGGCGAGCUGGGCAGUGGUGACGUGGUCAGCAUGUACAAGAGCUCCAAGGGCUCUGGCCACCAGCGCAUGCUCAGCGUCGGCCCCCGUGCGCUCCCGCCGGCACUGGCUAACGGACCCAAGCCGUAGUCAGCAGGGGCUCAGCACCUGCCAAGGCUCUUCGUGCUCGACUGGUGAUAGCGUCCAAGGCAGUGCACUGUGGCUGACUAGUAAUACCUACCACGGAUCCCAGAUGGGGUGCAGUGGAAGGAGGCCUCGCCUGGGUCAUUUUGUCCACAGAGAAAAGGGACAAAAAUUCUAUAGGGGCUGCAGGAACCAGCACGGGGAGCUGUCCGCGCUGCCUCCAGACUCCUGGAGAAGGAGCGGCGUUGGAGGACACGCA